UACAAAGCCAUCUUUCUCGGGGGACUGCGUAGGUAAUAGUGCGCUAGUAUUUCCAUAACCCACCAUGGACCCCAUCCUCCUCCUCCCAACCCUCCUCUUCACAGCCCCACCCCUGGCGCUCCUCCUCGGCCUCAUCCUCGGCAGCAUUUACUAUCUCCAGAAAGCACACCUCUACCACCGCAACAAAGCCCGCAUCCAACAACGUCGCGAAGAUCAUAUCCGAAGUGAAAUAGAACUCGACGUCCGCAACGUAGUCCCAAAGCCUAAGCCUGCUGCGCAGGCUCCUGCUUCGAGGGAUUCGGCAAGGAGCAGGACGAGUCUGAAUCCGCUUAUUAUGCUGCAGGAGGCGAGGAGGGAGUUGCGGAGGAAGAGGAAGGGGAAGCAGGCUGUUAGAGUAAGGGUAGAGGGGGAAGGGGAAGGGGAGGAUCCGCUUGUGGACCGGGAGACGGUGGCGGCGGAGGAAGAGCGGAGACGAGGCGAGGAAGUGAGGCCGAUGACAUUAUGGAAUUCGCAUGGAUGGGGAUGGCAGGAAGAGGCCAUGCCUUCGAAUUCGAGGUCUCCGGACGUGCUUUGGGAUGCGGAUGACGAGGAAUUGGGGCCAAGGCUUGGAAACGGAGCGUUGCUGGCAUCGCUUUUGGAGUGGUCGAAAGGAGCGUUGGAUUAG
Messenger RNA from Lindgomyces ingoldianus, 664 nucleotides. RefSeq lists its product as uncharacterized. The record is from RefSeq and is a predicted model, not a curated record. Bases 65 to 664 code for a protein of 199 amino acids. Lineage: Eukaryota; Fungi; Ascomycota; Dothideomycetes; Pleosporales; Lindgomycetaceae. The transcript is spliced from 2 exons.